GGAAGGGACGGACGAGAUGGUCAGAACGGUAAGAUAAGACAUCGCACAUAUCAAUAUAACCGGGCAUGUUUUCACUAAUUGCCACAAUGUUGACGAUUCAAGUCCGUCCCAUUUUAUUUAGCAGUAAAAUACUUUCUGAUCCGGUCAACCCUUCAAUUUAGUACCUAUAGGUAUAUAUCUGUUCACACCUUUUGCUCAUAAAUGGAAUAGUAGAUUGCUGGCAGGAAAUACUGCCAUAGGAACUUAAAUUAGUAUUGUUUCAUAUUACAACUGGGCGAACUAAUCUGAGAAAAUAUAAGAAGUUCUGACUGUUGAAAAUGGAAAAGUGAAUCUUGUUAAAAAUAAGAUAACCUAGUCAGAGCUGGGACUUUCUAAGUUAGAAGGUGUAGAAAAAUAAAUAUUAAGUAUUAAGCAAGAGAUCAAUAUCACUGACGUGGCAUGAUUAAAAUGGUUGUCUUCCGCUUACUUUUCCGUGAGUUCUUCCCGUUCUCUUUUCUACUCAUCACCAUUAAAUAAUUUUAUUUUUUCACACCCAAGGAAAGGAUGGUCGUGAUGGAAGAGACGGGAUCAAUGCGGGAAACGGAAUGAAGGUAAAAAUAUUAAAAAGGAAUAAAGUUUUUUCUGCCAUUAUCAAAUCGAUGAUAAAUUAUGUCUUGGAACAAAGAUGAAUAAGCCAGACGAGAACUUUUAAUAACACCGGACAAAAGGCUAAGAUUACUCAAGUUCCCUGUAAUCCGAGAUUUCAGCUGCCUCUAAAAACCCGCUUGUUUAACUCCAGAGUCUAUUUUCUGUAGUAAAAGCGAACUGACACAGUACCACCUUAUUCUGUUCUAAUAAGUAGUUACAUAAGAUAAAAAAUUCCGUUUGAAAUCUGACAAAAUCUCAGGGGUAAAGACCAGUCUUAAGUAAAAGAAUUACAAAGAAGGAGAUCUGAGUCUUCAAGUUUCCCCAACCCUAGAUUGGUUUUAAGAAUAGUUAAGGACUUGUUUGUUUUUCAGGGUCAAAAAGGAGCACGUGGCUCAUCAGGAAACAACGCAGGAGGUGUAAUUAAGUUUAGCGAUACCGCUGAGAAAUGUACCGCAAGCAUCGCCGGCACUGUAAGCUACAAUAGUUCCCAGAAAUCCUUGCAACUCUGUGAUGGAAGUGUUUGGCUUCCAGUGCUGACUGUUGGAAAAGGUUACAAGAAGGAUAGACCUGGCCGCCAUUGCUUGGAUAUUUUAAAUUCUGGUAAGCUGAAACUGUGAUAAAUAAAAAGAAUCCAUAAGAGACUGAGGAGAUAGUCGUAGAGAUUGCUGAGAAGUAGCUGGCCUGCAAUGCAGGCGUAUAUAUUGGGGGCGAGUGAAAGUUGCUUUAUAAAAUUUGCAAUGCCGCAGCCGCCAUCUUUCUUAAACAUGCCUGCUAAAGUUCAUCCUAUCAAUCAUAAUAUAUAAACAAUCUUGUAAAAUAAUAUUCAUUUUUCAGUAUAUUUAUUAUCAGGCCAAAGUCAUGGCAGUGGGCUUUACUGGAUUGAUCCAAACGGUGGCUCGACAGCUGACUCAUUCCAAGCCUUUUGCGACAUGGAAACUGAGCGUGGAGGUUGGACCCUAGUUGCCACAAAGGUCUCCCCAGGCUUCCCCUUCAUCAAAACUGUUUUCUCAUCAGUGGCCACUGCAACUAAGAACAAAGAUGCCGCGAGUCACAUACACCCAAGCAUGGGGAACUGGAAAGAGGUUAUGUUCCGCUUUGCUGACGUUGACACCAUCCGAGUCAUUUACAACAGAAAAGCGGGCGCACCAAACAAAGACAAGGAGGAAUUCGACAAGUUCUUGAUGGGGAAGUCCAUGCAGUUGUAUAAAAACGUCAAUGGAUUUUACAAGUACAGUCCAGCAGAUAAGAAAAGAAAUCCCAGCGUGGGUCUUGCCACCAUAUCCUCUUUGCACUUCUAUUCAAACUUUGGGAUCUCGGAACCUUUUAGAGGCACGGAUAAGUGGCUUGACAUUUGGAAUACUGGUGAUAGCUCAAACAACUACAUCUACAGCGAUGACAGCAGGGCGCGGGGCACCAAAUGUAUCGCGGGCUACUGUUAUCUGAACAAGCCAAUCUGGGUGAUGGUGCGCUAGUAAAACCAUCACGCUAAUACACGAGCAGCUAAUUACGAAAAAGAACUAGAUACUUAGGUGUUAACAGGCGAUAAUAAAGUAGGUUUUAAAACAGACUGCUGGCGAUACCAACGUUCUAACAAUAGUGUCAAAAUUAAAACGACCUGAUAUUAAUCCAGUUAAAAAAAAUUCUCGCAUCUUGUACUGACUGCUCAUAAAAUAAAAGUAAAAAGCAUUGGCGAU
Messenger RNA from Porites lobata, 2321 nucleotides. The record is from the annotation of a GenBank genome assembly. Lineage: Eukaryota; Metazoa; Cnidaria; Anthozoa; Scleractinia; Poritidae.